Exserohilum turcica Et28A is the source of this 1617-nucleotide messenger RNA. RefSeq lists its product as uncharacterized. The record is from RefSeq and is a predicted model, not a curated record. The transcript is spliced from 5 exons. Lineage: Eukaryota; Fungi; Ascomycota; Dothideomycetes; Pleosporales; Pleosporaceae. Gene Ontology annotation, cellular component: membrane. Gene Ontology annotation, molecular function: carbohydrate:proton symporter activity. Bases 1 to 1617 code for a protein of 538 amino acids. Gene Ontology annotation, biological process: transmembrane transport; carbohydrate transport.
AUGUCGGAGGUCAAAGAGCCCAACGUCACCACGACUUCAGAGCAUGGCGAAAAGAAUAAAAUCGUGGCGGAAAUCGCCAUUGUCGCCGGCUCAGAGGCCAUCACAGAGGCCAAGCUGAAAGAGCCGGUCAAGCUCUUCACCAGCUCGGCGAUGCUCAUAUACGUUUGCGGGUUUGUGGGCUUCUUUUGCUCCACCUGCAACGGAUUCGACGGCUCCAUGUUCGGCUCUCUUCUUACCAACCAACACUUCAAGGACUACUACCGCGUCGGAAGUACUGGUGCAUGGGCUGGUAUUGUCACCUCCAUGUAUCAGAUAGGAGGUGUUGUCGUACUCCCUUUUAUCGGCCCUGCGUGCGAUACUUGGGGUCGCAAGGUCGGUAUGAUUGUUGGAGGCGUGCUUGGUUGCGUCGGAGUAAUAAUCCAGGCGACUGCUCCCGCGUCCAACCCCAUUGGCCAAUUCAUGGGCGGCCGUUUCUUACUUGGUUUCGCUGUACCCAUCAUGUCGACUGCGGGACCUGUGUACGUCAUCGAGACUGCGCAUCCUGCUCAUCGCGGUGUGAUUACUGGUCUUUACAAUACUUUUUGGUUCGUUGGGUCGCUUCUUGCAGCCGGCGUCACUCGCUGUUCUGCUAGUCUCGGCGGCAACCAAUCAUGGAGGGUUCCCGUAUGGCUUCAGAUGCUCUUCCCUGCGCUUCUCGUCGUGCUGCCGUGGUUCUUGCCUGAAUCGCCCCGCUGGCUUUAUACUCGUGGCAGACACAGCGAGGCUAAGAAGAUCCUCUCAAAAUAUCAUGGAUGCGGCAACGAAGACAGCAUCUGGGUCUCUAUGCAAAUCCGCGAGUAUGAGGAAUACCUCAAUAUGGAUGGAGGCGACAAGCGGUGGUGGGACUAUGGUAGUCUUUUCAAGACGCGCUCGGCCCGCUACCGUCUGGCCUGCAACUGCGUCGUUGCCGUCUUCUGCCAAUGGGCUGGCAAUGGCGCCGUCGACUACUUUAUCGCCGGUGUUCUUGAGUCUGCAGGUGUCAAGGACGAGAUUAAGCAGAUGAACAUCAACCUCGGCAAGAGCUGCAUGCAGCUUACCUUUGCUGUCAUCGGUGCAACGUGCGUUGAUAAACUCGGCCGCCGACCCAUGUUGAUAGGAACAUUCAGCAUCAUCACCUUUGUCUGGGCCGGUGCUAUUGGCGCUGUUUCGUAUCAGAACAAGCACAACAGCAUUCCUGCUGGCAAUGCCUUUGUCGCAAUGGUUGUCCUGUUCAACGCCGUCUUCGCCUUUGGUAUCACGCCCCUCCAGGCUCUCUAUCCAGUCGAGGUGCUCUCUUUCGAGAUACGUGCCAAGGGCAUGGCAUUCUGCCAGUUUUCGCUGACUGCAGCCAUAUUGGUCAACCAAUUCGCGUACCCCGUCGCCCUGGAAAACAUUGGCUGGAGACUGUACAUUGUCUUUGCUUGCUGGUGCCCCGUCCAAGCAUUUGUUGUUUGGCUCUUCAUCCCAGAGACCAAGAACCGCACGCUGGAGGAAAUCGACGACAUUUUCAAUGCGCCAAACCCGAGGAACGCCUCGCUCAUGAAGAAGAAGCUGGCCCACGAUAGCCAGGGCAAUAUUCUGGAGGUAGAGAAGAUCUAA